Molecule: messenger RNA, 441 nt
Organism: Meloidogyne enterolobii
Lineage: Eukaryota; Metazoa; Nematoda; Chromadorea; Rhabditida; Meloidogynidae
Source: the annotation of a GenBank genome assembly
AUGGAGCCAAAUCAAUUAAAGACUAAUUGGUUGCCUGCUGCAGAAUUAAUUUUAUUUUUGGAAAGAGGUGAUCUAAUUGAAAUUUCCCGGCAAUCAUACACUCAUUGGGUCGUAUAUAUUGGUAUUUUUGACGAUAUACAUUGUGUUGCACACAUUUCUACCGAAAAUCAUGGAAGUGCUAAUAAAAAGGAAAUUGGAGCUAAAUUAUUAAGUCGGAGUGUUGCUUCGGUUCGUUCUGAUCCAUUUCUUAUUGUCGCUGGCGCGGAUCUUUCACGUGUAAAUAAUUCUUUGGACAAUCAUCGAAGGCCAUUUCCUCCAACAAUUGUUGUGGAACGCGCCUUGCAGAAACUGGGAACUGGUAACUACAAUCUUAUGCACAAUAAUUGCGAACAUUUUGCUAAAUGGUGUCGAUACUCGCUUAGGGAAAGUGAUCAGGUUUGA